CGUUUCUCGAUCACAUCAGCAAACAUUCUAAUUUCAAUUCGAGAAAAUCCACAAAACACUGUCGAAGAAAUGGAUUUGAGGUUGAUGGGUUUCGAUCACCCGCUCUUCCACCACAUCAUGGACUUCGCCGGCGACGACAAGUCAUCCAACAGCAGCGGGCCUUCGCAGACGUUUAUGCUGGACGCCAAGGCCAUGGCAGCGACCCCGGCGGACGUGAAGGAGUACCCGAACUCGUACGUGUUCAUCAUAGACAUGCCGGGGCUGAAGUCCGGCGACAUCAAGGUGCAGAUCGACGGCGACAACGUGUUGAGUAUUAGCGGGGAGCGGAAGCGUGAGGCGGAGGAGAAGGAGGGGGCGAAGUAUGUGAGGAUGGAGAGGAGGGUGGGGAAGUUAAUGAGGAAGUUUGUGCUGCCGGAAAAUGCGAAUACGGAGAAGAUCACGGCGGUUUGCCAGGAUGGGGUGUUGACGGUGACGGUGGAGAAGCUGCCGCCGCCGGAGCCGAAGAAGCCAAGGACCAUUGAGGUCAAAAUUGCUUGAGAUGAACAUGAGUGCUCUGUUUUUCUUGCGUGAUUAAUAAUCAUUUUGUAGGGAUGGGAGCAUUACUUUUUGUUUUGUGUGAGGUAAUAUGAUGCAGAAUUUAUGUUGAAGGAGUUUCUGAAUAACAAUUUGUU
Molecule: messenger RNA, 671 nt
Organism: Ipomoea nil (Japanese morning glory)
Lineage: Eukaryota; Viridiplantae; Streptophyta; Magnoliopsida; Solanales; Convolvulaceae
Product: 17.2 kDa class II heat shock protein-like
Exons: 2
Coding region: 70-537 (155 amino acids)
Biological process (GO): protein complex oligomerization; response to salt stress; response to hydrogen peroxide
Source: RefSeq, a predicted model, not a curated record